Paramecium tetraurelia is the source of this 279-nucleotide messenger RNA. RefSeq lists its product as uncharacterized. The record is from RefSeq and is a predicted model, not a curated record. NCBI's taxonomy places the organism in Eukaryota, Ciliophora, Oligohymenophorea, Peniculida, Parameciidae. The transcript has a single exon.
AUGAACUCAUCUAAUUCUACUAGAUAAUCUCAUCACUCUAAUUCCAUAGCGAUAUAUGUAUUUAUUGGAGUUUUUGCUGUUGUUGUGUUACUGGUAAUUGCUAUAAUCAUACUCAUUCAAAGAGAACAUAGAAGAUUGCAUCAGCGUGUUCGCUAUUCUGAAAUGGCCUAUACGAAGAAGGAAAGCAACACUACUUUGGAGGGGUAAUCAAUUGAGAUUUCCCAUUCAGAACCGCAGCAACCCCACUGUCCUGACAAAUUAGUGACCUUCGCAUAGUGA